Messenger RNA from Elephantulus edwardii (Cape elephant shrew), 903 nucleotides. RefSeq names its product MHC class I polypeptide-related sequence B-like. Lineage: Eukaryota; Metazoa; Chordata; Mammalia; Macroscelidea; Macroscelididae. Gene Ontology annotation, biological process: antigen processing and presentation of endogenous peptide antigen via MHC class Ib; positive regulation of T cell mediated cytotoxicity; antigen processing and presentation of endogenous peptide antigen via MHC class I via ER pathway, TAP-independent. The coding region runs from base 1 to 903 and encodes 300 amino acids. Gene Ontology annotation, molecular function: peptide antigen binding; signaling receptor binding. The record is from RefSeq and is a predicted model, not a curated record. The transcript is spliced from 5 exons. Gene Ontology annotation, cellular component: external side of plasma membrane.
AUGAACCUGGCUGACAAGAGCUUUUGCAUACACAUCCAGUAUAGAUCUGUGCUAUCACGAUUCUUCAUUGAGGAAUAUGUGGAUGGAGAACACUUCUUGCACUAUGACAGUGAGAAAGACCAAGCAGAACCCCGUGGUCCAUGGGCAGAAGGCUGCCUGAGAAAUAAGACCUGGAAUACCCAGACCAAAGACUUGAACGACAUGGGGAAGACUCUCAGAAUGAUUGUGGCAGAUUUCUUGGAGCUGGACCAUCAGAAAAGAGAUUUGCAUUCCUUCCAGGAGAUGCGAGGCUGUGAGAUCAUGAAAGACAACACCACCAGGGCCUUCCGAGAAUUCUAUUUUGAUGGAGAGCACUUUUUAUCCUACAAACCGGGGACUCAGAAAUUCAUGGUGCUCAGUUCCUCAUCCCAGGCCUGGGCUCUGAAAAUCAAGGAGUCCUGGGAUAAAGAUGAGAAUAAACACAAGGAUUACAAUUACCAAGUGAAAGUGGACACUUGUAAAAGGCUGCGGAACCUGGCCUCCUGCAGAGACUUCACAGAGAAAACAGUGUCCCCAGUGGUGAAUGUGAACCACAGUGACAUCACGGAGGACAAUGUCACCCUGAUGUGCUGCACUUCCUGUUUUUAUCCCCGGAAUAUCUCACUGACCUGGCUGCAGGAUGGGAACCCUCUGAGCCUGGACUCCCAGUCCCGUGGGUCUGUCCUGCCUCGUGCAAAUGGAACCUAUGAGACCUGCAUGUCCGUAAAGGUUCCCCAAGGAAAGGAACAGAUGUACAGCUGCUGCCUUGUGGAACACAAUGGGAAGAACAGUACACACCCAGUGGCCGUUGGCUGCUGCUGGCCCUGCACCUGGCUGGGCUGCUUCAACAGCAGGAACAUGGACCAGAAUUUGGUUGCCCUCUGA